Molecule: messenger RNA, 679 nt
Organism: Melitaea cinxia (Glanville fritillary)
Lineage: Eukaryota; Metazoa; Arthropoda; Insecta; Lepidoptera; Nymphalidae
Product: protein C10
Exons: 4
Coding region: 194-556 (120 amino acids)
Biological process (GO): post-embryonic development
Source: RefSeq, a predicted model, not a curated record
CAAUUCAAAUCCAAUUAAACAGCAAAACACCUGUAACCUGAGACAAAGAAGCAAUUUAGCUUUUUGUGUAAACGAUUAAUAAUUAAUAAUUACCGAUCUUUAAAUUUUAAAAAGCACUUCUAACUAACUGUAAGAUAUCGAAUGAUAUAAAGAUAGCCUAACAAAAUACGUGAGUAGAGAAUAGAGCAAAUGAAUGAACGUAAACAUGGCUUCUCCCCCAAACGUAUCAGUCCAGACAGUUAGGACAAUACUCAGCGAGGUCAUAGAUUCCUUAGAGUCGCCCGAUUAUGCGUCUAAGUUGGACGAGGCUAAGGAGGCUGCCGGCAAUGAGAUGUUGAAAAUGAUGCAGCUCGUCUUUCCCAUGGUAGUUCAGAUUGAAAUGGAAACAAUUAAACGUCAUGGAUUUAGCAGUUCCCGAGAAGGUAUAGUGCAAUUCACACAGCUCGUGAGGGAAAUGGAGACUAUGGACAACGAGGUAGCUCGUCUUCACAGUCAAAUACGAAGCCACUAUUUACCCCCUGUCUCUAUCAGCUCCACUGUCGAUACUUCCCUGUAAUCUCGUGAUAAAGGGGCUCUGGUAAUCAAAACCUGCACCUUCACAUUAUCGUACUGCUUGCUUAACAGUUAACACCUGCUAAUUGGAUAUAUAAUUAUGUUUAAUAAAAACAACAAAUGUGUU